AUCUGGAGGCUAACAGGCUGAACCGGACCUUCAGUACUUAUUUCAUGUUGGAUUUGUUUGGUAUGAGGUGGCUUGACAGAACUUGGAUUCCUGUCUGACGUUUCUUCUUUCACAUCCACAGAUCUACUGGAGUGAAUGCUGAAGACGGUGGCUGACCUUCAGAAAAGUGGACGUGAAAGUGUCACCAUGUGGAUCCCGACCCCCAGCAUGACGCUCGCUCAGCGCACUGUCCUCUAUGUGACCUGUUUCGUGGCCCUGGUGAACUCUGUGGGCCUGUUGAUGCUCCUGAUCCAACAGAACCAACAGCGGGUCUGGCUGAAACAGACGGAAGCCAGGCUGACGGAGGUGGAGCAGAGCUCGGUGGUGGAGUUCCUUCAGGAGGUGCCUAGAGGAGGAGCAGGGAUUCGGGCAAGUAUCGGAGAGCCCCAGCAAUACCAGUAUUCAAGGAACAAGAGGAGUGAAGAGCUGGAGAAAGAGAGGCAGUUGAAGUUGAAGGAGCUCCAGCAGGAGGUGGGGCAGGAGCUCCAGCAGGAGGUCAGCCAUGAGGUGGGAGAGGAACCGGAGAAGAAGACGAAGCAUGGGCUGAAGCGCAAGCACAGCCAGAGUCAUCACAAAGUUCACAUGCAGGAUGACAUGAUGAUGAUGAUGACUUACUCCAUGGUGCCGAUCAAAUUGUUGAUUGACAUUUGCAACAGCACCAAGGGUGUCUGCCUGGCCGGACCCCCAGGACCCCCUGGUUUGCCUGGUGCAGAUGGCAUUCCAGGCAACAACGGGACUGAUGGCAUCCCAGGACUGAAUGGACUGCCCGGGGCUGAAGGGAAACGAGGAAGAAGAGGGCAACCAGGUGAGAAGGGAGAAGCAGGUGAAAGAGGGCAGCAAGGUGAACCUGGUCCCCCUGGAGAAAAUGCCCAGCCAUCCAAUGAUGUCUUUAUUGAGGGACCUCAAGGCCCUCCUGGUCCUCCUGGUCUUCCAGGACCUCCAGGACCAAUGGGAUCUCCAGGCCCACAGGGCCCAACAAGAAUCAGGCACCACAAAGGCCAUUUUGCUGCUCAGACAUUUGGGCCAUUACACAGUGUUCCAAAUGAUGAAACCUCAUCUCAUCAAGAGGCUCUCAAACACCAAGAGAAGUCAACCAAAAUGAAAGAGUGCCUGAUUAAGUCGCUGAUCAACCCCAGGAACAUGACACAAAUGGAGACCACAUUCGGCACCUGGAUGAAAGACACUGCACAGCUGGAUGACGAGCAUAUAUGGGUCGCAGAACACUUUUCUGGUCGUGUGUUGAAGGAGUACAAAAACACUGCCGCUUUCCAUAACAGGAGCAGUGAAUUUGUGGAUGUGAGGAAGUUCUACCAGGGUUGUGGCCACAUUGUUCACAACGGUUCUUUCUAUUAUCACAUCGCUGGCACCUCGCGCAUAGCCAGAUUUGACUUUCACUCCAAGAGGCUUCAAACGCUCACCAUAGACAACGCUUCAUAUCACAACCUCUCCUACUUGUUCCACAACUCCAAGACCUACUUCAAACUGGCUGUAGAUGAGAAUGGAUUGUGGCUGAUCUACGCCUCCAGCGAGGAUGAGAGUGUCAUGGUGGCACAGAUGGACCAGAAGACCUUCUCAGUCACCUCGUACAUGAACACCACUUACCCACGCACAAAGGCUGGUAAUGCUUUUGUUGCAUGUGGUGUCCUGUACGUUACCGACGACAAGGACAUGAGAAUCAACUUUGCUUUUGACCUGCUGAAGGGAAAGCCGGUUAAUGUGACCUUUGAUCUGAGGUCUCCAGGUGGUGUUCUGGCAAUGCUCUCCUACAGUCCUAAGGACAGACAUUUAUAUGUGUGGGACCAAAGCUACGUAAGGCUCUAUGUGGUCCACUUCAUCUCUGAUGACUGAGAACCUUUAUCCCACCUGACCAUCAAAGACCCAUGCGCAGCUCGCACACAAAGUAUUCAUACAAAGGGAAAUUUAACCUUUUUAAUCUCUACAAAGUGACCCAAAUUCAAUACAAAUAUAAAAGUUUAUUCAUUGCAGACAAAUUCCACCAGUUUAACAUCACACAGCCAUUUAUUUUCAUAUAUUUUGGUCCUGUGUGUUACUUUAAGUCAAGGAAUUUAUUUAGUUUUAACACCUCAAACUGUCUUGGAGAGAACA
Molecule: messenger RNA, 2145 nt
Organism: Thalassophryne amazonica
Lineage: Eukaryota; Metazoa; Chordata; Actinopteri; Batrachoidiformes; Batrachoididae
Gene: gldn
Product: gliomedin
Exons: 10
Coding region: 136-1887 (583 amino acids)
Biological process (GO): signal transduction
Cellular component (GO): cell surface
Source: RefSeq, a predicted model, not a curated record